Messenger RNA from Exophiala oligosperma, 1191 nucleotides. RefSeq lists its product as uncharacterized. Bases 211 to 1191 code for a protein of 326 amino acids. The transcript has 2 exons. The record is from RefSeq and is a predicted model, not a curated record. NCBI's taxonomy places the organism in Eukaryota, Fungi, Ascomycota, Eurotiomycetes, Chaetothyriales, Herpotrichiellaceae.
AAAAGAUCCUCGGUCCGGAGCCGGCAUUACCCGCGUCAAUCUUUAUCUUUUGGCAUUUGUCUCUUGGUAAAUUGAAUACCCUGGUAUACCGUGCACUGAUCAAGUGGUCUGCAACGAGAACUCCACCCCAGACAUUGUUACUCAUACAAAAACGAGACGACAAGACGACGGUUGUUCCGCCGGGGAAGGAAGACGACACAAGACAAAAUCAUGAUUGCCACAACGGACGCUCAAGACGAGAGAAAGACCACCCACGUCGCCCGGGUCGAACAAUGGGGUCAGGCACCAAGGUAUACGACGGUCGAAACUACAAAAAGUUCCGAACCACCCGAACCCGAUGACCACGACCAGGUCCGGCUCAAGGUCUCCGCCACCGCCAUCCACAGCCUCGUCCGCCUCCGGGCCUCGGGGACACACUACUCCGCCAAGACGUUGCCUCACGUCCCCGGGGUCGACGGUGUCGGAACCACCCUUGAAGGUCACGGGGCCUACUUUUUCGACUUCCACGGUUCGUCGGGUACCUUUGGGGACGUCGUGACGGUUCCCAAAACCAACGUGUUUCCUCUUCCUCCCGGGGCCGACCCGAUUCAAAUUGCCGCCCUCGUCAACCCGGGGAUGUCCAGUUGGCUGGCGUUGAGGAAGCGAGCCUUCCGCCUGCCCCCCGACUUUUCGGUGUUGAUACUGGGAGCGACAUCUACGUCGGGAAGAUUGGCCAUUCCCAUAUCGAGGGCCUUGGGUGCCGGCAGAGUCAUCGGAUGCGCGAGAAACCCAGACGCCCUCUCUGAGCUAGAGUUGGACUCGACCGUCGUCCUACAAGACCCGGUGACGUCGACCGAUUUUUCGUGUCUGGGCCACGUCGACGUCAUUCUAGAUUAUCUCUACGGUCCACCCACGGAACAUUUGUUGCAUUCGAUCAAACCCACCACCAAACUCACACAGUACAUCAACAUCGGCGGCCUCGCCGGUGCCAAGAUCUCCCUACAAUCGAAGGUGGUGAGGUCCUCGAAACUGGUCAUGCUGGGGUCGGGUAUAGGGAGUUGCAGUGACGAAGAAAUUCGCGAAGAGAUGCCGGACUUGAUAAAGGCGUUGGUGUCUUUGCCCGUGCCGAAAAUCCAAGUUUUCAGACUGAGCGAGAUCGAAACGGUUUGGGGAAGAAAAGUCGGUGAUGCCAGGAUCGUUAUGGUUCCGUGA